This is a messenger RNA of Dromaius novaehollandiae (emu), 1914 nucleotides long. Its product is annotated as aldehyde dehydrogenase family 3 member B1-like. Gene Ontology annotation, biological process: aldehyde metabolic process. Bases 474 to 1883 code for a protein of 469 amino acids. Lineage: Eukaryota; Metazoa; Chordata; Aves; Casuariiformes; Dromaiidae. The record is from RefSeq and is a predicted model, not a curated record. The transcript is spliced from 10 exons. Gene Ontology annotation, cellular component: cytoplasm. Gene Ontology annotation, molecular function: 3-chloroallyl aldehyde dehydrogenase activity; aldehyde dehydrogenase (NAD+) activity.
UCCUCCCCCUCCCGCCCGGCCUUUCAGACUUUCCUCUGCGCCUUGCAGGCACCGCCGUGGCCCCGCGGCCCCGCACCCCACGCGCUGGGCAGGAAAGGGCUGCCGGGAAGUAGGGGGGCUCUUUUUGGGGGGGCUCCUCCGCUCCGCCGUGCCCGGAGGUCCGUGGCAAAGGCUGCCACUGCUUGGCAGCCGGCCAGGCCUGCCGCGGAGCUGGCCCGGCGCCGGCGGCGUCGGCGCGGGGACGGCUCGGGGCUUCCCGCACCAGCCCCUCGGCGGUGCUGGGCUCUUGGCUCCCAGCCCCCGGCCCUGCCCUUGCGGACGUUUCAGUCCUCUACGUCGAGGGUUUUCUCUCGAAUCGAGCUGGGACUAUUGCAACCGGCUCUUCCUGCCCGCGGUUUGCCCUCUCUUCUCCGGCCUGGCCCUGCUCCGGUGAACUUGCAGCUUGGCAAUUCCCUCGGACGCCGAAGGCAAGGAUGAACCCCUACGCGGGGCUGGUGAGCCGCCUGCGGGCAGCCUGGCUCUCGGGGAAGACACGGCCCAUGGCGUACCGCGUGGCCCAACUGGAGGCCCUGGGCCGCUUCCUGGAUGAGAAGAAGCAGGACAUCCUGGACGCCCUGGCCUCUGACAUGUGCAAGCCUCCCUUUGAAGUGGAGAUCUCCGAGAUCUCCAUUUGCAGGAGUGAGCUCAACCAUGCACUGAACAACCUGGGCACCUGGAUGAAGGAUGAACAUGUGGAGAAGAACUGGGCGAUGCAGCUGGACUCAGCCUUCAUCCGCAAGGACCCCUAUGGGGUGGUGCUCAUCAUUGGGCCCUGGAAUUACCCCAUCAACCUCCUCCUGGUGCCCCUCAUUGGGGCCAUCGCUGCGGGUAACUGUGUUGUCAUGAAACCAUCCGAGAUCAGCAAGGAUGUGGAGAAGUUAGUGGCUGAGACGCUGCCCAGCUAUUUGGACGAGGACUGCUUUGCUGUGGUGACAGCUGGCGUGGAAGAGACCACCAAACUGCUGGAGAACAAAUUUGACUACAUCUUCUUCACUGGCAGCCCCUCCGUGGGCAGGAUUGUUAUGACAGCCGCUGCCAAGCACCUGACACCGGUGACGCUGGAGCUGGGGGGCAAGAACCCCUGCUACGUGUCUGACAGCUGUGAGGUGCAGAAUGUGGCCAGACGAGUGGCCUGGGGGCGCUUCUUCAACGCAGGGCAGACCUGUGUGGCACCCGACUACAUACUCUGCAGUGUGGAGAUGCAAGAGAAGCUGCUGCCUGCCCUGCGCGAGGCCAUUACCGAGUUUUAUGGCCCCAACCCCCAGGAGUCCCCUGACUUUGCCCGUAUUGUGGGGGACAAGCAAUUCCAGCGUGUGCAGGCUCUGCUGAGCAGUGGGCACGCAGCCAUUGGAGGGCAGACGGAUGAGAAGGAACGCUACAUCGCUCCCACGGUGCUGGUGGACGUGCAGCCAGAGGACCCCAUCAUGCAGGAGGAGAUCUUUGGGCCCAUCCUGCCCAUCCUCACCGUGGCCAACGUGGACGAAGCCAUUGCCUUCAUCAAUGCCCGGGAGCGGCCACUGGCCCUCUACGCCUUCUCCUCUUGCAAGAAGGUGCUGAGGCAGGUGCUGGAGCAGACCAGCAGCGGCGGCUUCUGCGCCAAUGACACCGUGAUGCACAUGACGCUCACUUCGCUGCCCUUCGGCGGCAUCGGGCACAGUGGCCUGGGCCGCUACCACGGCCGCUUCACCUUCGAGGCCUUCUCGCACCAGCGCUCCGCACUGCUUCGCGGCACCGGCCGGGAGGCCCUCAACAACCUGCGCUACCCGCCCUACAGCCCGCGCCGCCUCCCGCUGCUCCGCGCCGCCACCGAGACCAGGCGCGCCGCCGCCUGCGUCCUCCUCUGACCCACCUGCAAUAAAGAGCCGCCGCGCCCGA